AUGCAUGUCUACGUUGGGAAACUCAACUGGUACGAAUACGCAAAAGAUGAAUGCAUAACAAUUGUCUUCCCCGCUGGCUUCGCUCUCAAGGACCCUAUUUGCGCAUAUUGGCAAUGGUCGAUCAGCGCUGCUGGAGUUUCGAAGGAAAACCACAUUCAGAAUGGCUCCAUCACUGGCGUGACCAGCACAACUAACGAGUAUGGCGUGCGGUCCGAAUCCGGUUACUAUUCUUUCCAAGGAUACGUUUCAGCCGAUUUUAAAUCUUUAACUCUGACUAUGACAGACCCGAACGGCAAACAUGCCUCGGUCAAGUUAUCGUUACGCUAUGGUGAUACUAUGAGAAUCCCAUCUACCUCAGUCUUCACUGGGAAACUCGAUUGGCUUACAUACAGCAUAAAUGAGAUGGCAACACUGAUAAUCCCUAGAGACAUCGCCAAUGACCAGUCUGUAAUUCUCAGCCGCCAAUGGACUGUGGAUCAUAAUGGUACUCACAAGGGGAAUGAUGUCCUUAGUACCGUCAUGAGGGCUGUGAAAGUGGAUGACGACGGCAAUAUAACGGCAGAAUUUGGUGAUGGCUACUACACAUAUAAUUUCACAAUCCUCAAAUCCAAUGGCAGCAUGUUACUAGAAAUGACCAACGUGGAGGGAGUUGUCGACCCUAAAGCCCCGUACAGCUUGGCGCAGACAGAUUUCAGAGACCUCGGCGUGAAGAAGAUAAGAACCGACGAUGGGAUCUUUAAGGUGCAGGAUAUGCUUAUAAACUAUCUCGGAUUCUCUAGCAACGACGUGGAGAUCUUAUACUUCGAUAUCGACCCGCCCAGUGGGCCAAAGAAGUGCACUCUUGGACAAGAUCCGCCGACUAUAGCCAACUUCAAGUCGAAAUUCACGGAGCUAUGUACAAGCGCCGUAGCCGGCGAUGUGAGUUUCUUAUAUGUCGAUGCACGUAACACUACAUACCCCGAUGAAGAUGGGUCCAGUACGCGAGAUGAUGAUGAAGGUUGGUUUCUAGCUGCAAAUGACGACGGAACUUCUAAAGGAAUCCUGACCGACGUCUGGUUGGCCGGUACUAUUAGCAAGAAUCUUAAGAAGGGCGUCAACCUCACCAUCACAACCUCCUCAUCCAUAGGCAGCACUCAGCUGGAUACGCUCCAGGCGGUACCAGGGAUCCUCCUCACGGGUUGCCACGAAACUCAAUUCAACAUCAAGGCACUCAACGGUAAAGAUCCAUGGAUAGUCGCCGUAACCUCGGUUAUAAAGGAUAACGUCCGUCGUCGACGUGGUGUGCCAACGUACUUGACACUCUUCAACGAGGCCAAGAACUUCAUCCGCGCCCAACUUGCCAAUAAGCAGCUUGCUGAGAACUAUGAAGGCCCAAGUCCUUCAGAAUGGGACCCAGUUCCGGGACGCCAAGCGGAUAAUACGAGCAACCAAGAUCCGCAGUUGACGUUCUAUCAGGACUUUUUUGACCUGAGUGAGGAGAGGUUUCUGCUCCCAUUUCAAGCGCCAGGCAACGAGGAAGCUGAGGGGCAGGCGGUUAGGUUUCCAAGAGAUGAAUACCCACGCGAAGAGCUAUAA
Daldinia childiae is the source of this 1575-nucleotide messenger RNA. RefSeq lists its product as uncharacterized. Lineage: Eukaryota; Fungi; Ascomycota; Sordariomycetes; Xylariales; Hypoxylaceae. The transcript is spliced from 3 exons. The record is from RefSeq and is a predicted model, not a curated record. Bases 1 to 1575 code for a protein of 524 amino acids.